AUGAAGUUAAGCCUGCUCGUCGUGGCAGCCGUGACCGUUGCCACGUGCUAUGCCCUCCCGGUGCCGAAGGAAGGAGAAGUUUUCACGGUCUAUCCGGUGAACAGUGCUUUGGCGCAGAACACGACCGAUCCGUCAGUGGAAGCCAAACCGGACCAGACCAAUGCGCCGGUGCCGGUGAAUGUUCCUUCAGCUCCGGUGGCAGUUUCUGAGAAAUCGGUAGAAAAUAAACCCGAGCUCCUGAAAACAGUUCCCGUGGAGGGAAAGCCGGUGGAGGCGCCAGUGAAGGAGGAAAGCGUUAAGGCCGUCCCUAACCCGACCGCUGAAGUUAAGUCGACUCUGCUGAAGCAAGCGGGAGUUCCUAAUCCGACGGCUGAAGUUAAGUCGGCUCCGCUGAAGGAAGCGGAAGCUGAAGCGAAGCCUGCUCAAGCGUCGGCCCCUGUCGGCGAAGUCCAGGAGAAGGAUGAAGACGUAGUCGAUGACGUAGAGCUUGCCGAUGGUACUUUGGUGCUCAUUGAAGAGCCGGAGGAGGUCUCUGAAGUCAUCGAGCCGGAGCUGGUCGCUGGAGUAAUCGAGCCGAUGCUGGUCAGCGGUGUGGUUGAAGCGAAGUUGGUCAGCGGAGUCAUCGAACCGAAGGUGACCGGUGGAGUGGUCGAGACUAAGCCUGUUGCUGCCGAGCCUAAGCCAGCAGAGGCAAAGAAAGAGGCCGUUCCAGUGGUAAAAUCUGCCGAACCCGAAAAGCCUAAAGCGGAUGCCGUAUCUCCAGCUCAAGAAAAUGCCCCAAAAUCGGUUGAACCCGUUCAGGUAGAGAAAAAAUUGGAUGCGGUCGUCGAAGCUGCUAAGGAUAAGCCUGUGCAACCUGAGGUGAAGCUGGCGUCGGUCGAUAACAAACCGGAAAAACUCACCGAGCAGCCUAAGGAGGAGGUUAAGUCCGAACCUACGCAGCUACGUUCCGCGGUCAAUGAACAACUCCCGGCCGUAACGACAGCAGCGUCUCAGCCGGAGCAGAAGGAAGCUGUAAAGAGCGUCAAUGAAGUGCCAGCCGCAAAGGUAGAGGAUAAGAAACCGGUGGAAGAGAAGCCCGCGGACGCGAAAGUGGUAGCUGUCCCAGAGGUAAAGGCUGCUGCGGCCGCCUUGGAGCCCAACCAACCAGCCGUGCCCGCUAACGACCCGCAGCCACAAACGGAAGGAAAAAUCGAGGAAAAGCCAACGAAGGUUCGGGCCGUUCCGAUCGUCGAAGGGUUGAAGGUGGCACAACCGGUGGAAGCGGAACCGGCCAUAACCAAAAUCCACGUGUCGGUAAUCCAGGAAGAGUUCCCCGUGCGUGCGGAAAGCGUCGCUGCGAAGGAACCGGUUCCGGUUGCUCCGGUUGUCGUGAGUGAAGAGAAAAAGCUAGCUGAGCCAGUUCCAGUUUCCGUGUCGGCUGUGAAAAAUGACGAUGUCAGUGGCACGAAGCCAGCGCCAGCUGCAGUUGACGCGCCCGUCGUUAAAUCACUCGCGGCUGCGGCGGAAAAGCCAUCAGAAGUGAAGGCUGAAGUUGUCAGUGAUAAACCUGCGGACGUUAAGAGCGUAGAGCCGGCUGUGAAGAGUGAUGCCGAAGCCAAACCAGUUGAACCGAAGAAGGAUGAGCCGUCCGUUAAAGCUGUUCCGGUCCCAGCAACAACCGUCGUUGCCAGUGUGAAUGCAGAGGACGUUACCACGGUUGUAGCUGUUACGGAGAAACCGGAACAAGUAGCCACGGUACAAGCUGUGCCAGUAACGGAGAAGAGCCCACAGGAGCAGCCAACAUCGGUGGCUGUUGACGUUAAACCGGCGCUGAAAUCGGUCGAGCAGCUGGCAAAAGCUGCCGACGCAGGGAGUUCUCAGCCGGCCACCACCACUAAAAGCGCCGAGACUGUCAAAGAAAGUACUAAGGAUCAGAGUAACGGUGACAGUACAACGGUAACGGCCUCGACGGAAGCGGAUAGCACCACCGUUACGAGCGUUACAGAACCCGAACCCGUCCCGACACCCGCUAAGCAGAAGGGCAAGAAACAAGCUCCUGCUGAGCUGAAGGGAUACAGGCAACGCUUGAAGCAGCAGGAAGCACAAACCAAGAAACAAGCCAACAGCAGCGAGUAA
This is a messenger RNA of Anopheles coustani, 2118 nucleotides long. Its product is annotated as proteoglycan 4-like. Lineage: Eukaryota; Metazoa; Arthropoda; Insecta; Diptera; Culicidae. The transcript has 2 exons. The record is from RefSeq and is a predicted model, not a curated record. Bases 1 to 2118 code for a protein of 705 amino acids.